Molecule: messenger RNA, 2704 nt
Organism: Pseudogymnoascus verrucosus
Lineage: Eukaryota; Fungi; Ascomycota; Leotiomycetes; Thelebolales; Thelebolaceae
Exons: 5
Coding region: 483-2363 (626 amino acids)
Molecular function (GO): protein binding
Source: RefSeq, a predicted model, not a curated record
CGAACAUCGCACCACCUUGGUGGUUACUGUGUAUUGAAGCAUCUGGCCAAUACACGUCUCUCUUCGGUCUCUCUUCACGUAAGACUUCUAGUUAUAAGUGUAGGAAUUUUGUAUAUUGCAUAAGAAGUCUUCAUCAAAAGCUGUAUCUGAGCCCAAAAGGAAGGCCUGUCUGCCUGCCAGCCUUCCUGCCUAUAGCCGUGCCUUAUCGAAGGGCCCAUCAUCACCAGACAUGUGCAGUGAGCUGUACACGUAAGAUAGCGUGCUGCUGCCUUGCCUUCUUUACCUUCCUUCAUGGCUUCAACCCCAAAGGCCUGACGCGCGAGCUUUACGUCCUAGCAUAUGAAUAAACUCAGAGAGACAUCGCCGACACAAAUCCCGACCUUUUUGUGACCAAGUCCGUGAGGCCAGGCCUGUAACCAACCUCCAACCCACAUGCAGCACUUCUCUUUCAUGCCAGGGAAGCUCAGUAUCCUUCAGCAACAAUGGCAAACCUGGCACAGGUUUUUAAUCAGAUAACGCGUGAAGAUGGGUCUCUAGAUGUGCUGAGAAGAAGAUCAGAGUUAGAAGGCUUGCUUCGUGCCUUGCUGCCGGACGAAGUACGCCUCGCAAAGAGUAUCCUGUCGGCCACGACCUUCGUUUCUGAUAUAAUCCCGCGUUUCCCCAUUGAGAUUCUACUUCUUAUUUUGAACCAGAUUGAGGAUCUUGUCGACUUUAAAAACAUGCGAAUGGUGUCGAAGACAUGGCUAAAAUUAUGGACACUCGAGCCUAUCUGUGACAAAAUGAUGAAGAGACAUUUCCGCAUGUUUUUCAAUGGACCCUAUCAACAGCUUUCACACGAUGAGAAGUGCUCGGCCUCAGUCACUCUCACGGAGCAGCUUCGGGCCAGGAAAAUUGGCCAAUACCAUGCAAUGAAGAUCUACAAAUACUCAGAUCUCGCCAGCUCCGACGAGGAAGCCACAACAAGCAUUAGGAACCGUCAAUAUAGGAAUGGCAGAGUUGCUUGGGCCGAUGGCCCGGCUGUUAACGUAUACUCCUUGCGAACUGGAACCAUAAAGGCGUAUAUCACUCCCGCGCGGGCAGAUAUCCACAGGUGGAUCAUGUCUGAUGAUAUCUUGAUCAUCAUGGAAAACGGCAGCCCCCCAAAGCUACAUGCCUAUUUUCUCUCCAGAACACACGAUGAUAGCCCCCGUUGUGUGACAUUACCUAGCCCAAUCUGGCAAAUAGCAGCUCAGUGCCACCCUGACCGUGUUGGCAUUGUUACAGAUAGCGACGAGAUCUUUCUUUGGGAUAUUUCCAGCAACCGCGUGAAGCAAGUAGACUAUACAGUCACUCCAAUACCGAAAUACAGAGGUCGGCCUGUAGUAAAGAUCCUCAUACCGCCAGGUGCCCAGGACACGCUCUACGUCUGCACAAUGGCCAAGAUUAAAAAGGGGCAGGGUGAAGACAAUCAUUCUGUUAUUAAAAUGGUGAUGCAGAAAUAUUCCGACGGUAAACUAGUUAAGACCGUACCCAUAUCGUAUCCCCAACAAGGGUUGGAGCGUGCUCCUUACGCCUUGCACGUCUCCAUCCGAGAAAUCGACGACGACGGCACUUACAAUAUUUGCCAGCUUCCGCUCGAUUUUCCGUCAACCUGGACGGAUCUUGGGUGUGACCAUCGGUGGCACAAAGAGAAGCGGCCAGGGGACAACCAGAGACAGCUUAUCAUGCAGAUUGCAUAUAACAUCUGUGAUGACAAGUUUUCUACGAAGUUUUAUCACCUACCUAGCGGGCAGAAGCACUUCGAUGACGUUAACUUUACUACCCCAAAUAGCACCAUCGGCAACGACCGCGUAGCUACUCGCUAUCACUUUUGGGCGUCUAAUCUCUAUUUACCACUUAUCGGAAUAAAGAAUUCUACCGCGUUAUCUCAAGAUUCUCCGUCAAGAAUCCCUAUCCAACACGCUCUUCUCGUGGCCAUCAAAUCUUGCGACCAGAUACGAGGAACUCCACCAGACAUCAACUUCUUUGGAGGUUAUGGACCUAAGAGUUCUCGAAAGAAGCUUUGGACGUCGAAAGGGAGGUAUUCGAACUUCGACCUUGGGGUUUCACAUUGCCUCGUCGGUCCUAUUGAACUCGCUCAGAAGCCAAUGAUACCGGACAGACUAAGAGUCAUGCCUGAUGACCGAUCUAAGGAGGUGACUGGAGAUGGAUCAUUUCUUAUACUCUUCGGUGACUACGAUUUCGUCGUGUGGACCUUCAACAAAACCCAAGAAUCCGGAUAUAAACUAUUGCCCACUAUAAAAGCAGCUAUACAGAGUAAUAGAGCGCAAUACACACAAAGUAAAACAGGAGAUGGGGAUGAAAAACUACUCGCAGAUUGCUAGAGUUUGCCCCUAACCUUUUUCUCACACUGCUGGACCGCACGAUUGUGCUGGCGGUAUGCGAUGACGUCUCGGAUGAAACUGGUGUUUCUAUGAAUGCAGGCCGGAUUUUCUUGCAGGUAACGUGUCGAAGACUUGAAGGUUUAUCCUAUCAGGGUCAUACUAUCGUGCUAGGUGGAGCUUUGUGUGGUAUAUGGUGCAAUACCAUGGAAAGGGGGUUAGUAUUCAAGCGCCGAUAUGAGGUUAUGAAUUUAUGGGAUUACUUGUGGGCUUAAAACAAGGAAACAAUAUGAAUUUUAUGUUUAGGAUGCAACCGUUUGAGCCAAGUGAAGGACAUACGGAGA